This is a messenger RNA of Clarias gariepinus (North African catfish), 2215 nucleotides long. RefSeq names its product RAB24, member RAS oncogene family (gene rab24). The transcript has 9 exons. Bases 381 to 989 code for a protein of 202 amino acids. The record is from RefSeq and is a predicted model, not a curated record. NCBI's taxonomy places the organism in Eukaryota, Metazoa, Chordata, Actinopteri, Siluriformes, Clariidae. Gene Ontology annotation, molecular function: GTPase activity; GTP binding.
UGUGUGUGUGUGCGCGCGCGCGCGUCUAUAGAAAUAAUAAAUGCUAAAAUAAAAAUAGAAACAACAAUAACAAUAUUGUCAAAUAAUACCGGUGACUUAAUGCAUUGAGUGUGAUUGGGAAAUGUUUAGCUAAAAGUAGUUUAAUGACGUCAGAAUAAGAAUUAGCACUGUCUGUACUGGCUUGUGAAGGUUUAGCUAGCUGGAUGCUAAUGUAGUAGUGGACCUGUGAGCAGGUAGCUUACUCAUUUUCGGUUUCAUUAUGAGCAUGAGACACACUUAGGUAACGUUAGAAAUAAACAAAGGCUCAAAAAAAAUUGGCUACUUCAACCAAGCACCAAGCCAAGAAAGACAAGUUCUCUUUCCAUCCUGACACAUAAACCAUGACAGCAAUGCGCGUCGAUGCCAAGGUGGUCAUGCUCGGGAAGGAGAGUGUGGGUAAAACCAGCCUGGUCGAGAGAUAUGUUCAUCAUCGCUUCCUCGUCGGACCAUAUCAAAACACCAUCGGAGCCGCCUUCGUCGCCAAGUCCAUAAACAUCGGGGACAAAGUCAUCACUCUGGGAAUAUGGGACACGGCUGGAUCCGAGCGGUACGAGGCCAUGAGCAGGAUUUACUACAGAGGAGCGCGAGCUGCCAUCGUGUGUUACGAUUUAACAGACAGCAGCAGCUUCCAGAGAGCCAGGUUCUGGGUAAAGGAGUUACAGACGUUUGAAGAGCACUGUAAGAUCUAUUUGUGCGGCACCAAGAACGACCUCGUGGAAGGCGACAGGAGCGCACGGCAAGUCGACUACCACGACGUUCAGGACUUCGUGGAAGAAAUAGGAGCACAGCAUUUUGAGACCUCGAGCAAAACAGGAAACAACGUUGACGCACUCUUCCUGAAAGUAGCAGAGGAUUUCGGUAACUCGGCUUUCGAGCUUCUGCCAGACGAUAAAGGAGUGAACCUGGGCCAAAAGAAGAACUCCUACGUCUACACCUGCUGUCAUCACUGACCGAACACGAGGACCCCGUGACGUCAUCUCAACGUCUCCUGCCCUUUUUAUUUAAAACUAAAUAAUAAUAAUAAUAACAGACUGCAUUGAUACAGUAUAUAUAUAUAUUUUUCCCCAGGUCUUUCAGUGGAUAAAGUGUCAUGAGUCGUGCUUAUGGAUUUUUGUGAACUGAAUUUUCACGAGUACCCUCGAUAGCGAGGGCAGAACCGGGGAAGAAAAGAGAAACCGAAGCGUCGAUGCACAGAAGUGAUUAAUACUUCGGUUCCUGAUUUAGCUUUUUUCCCCACACACACACACACACACACACACACAGUGAAAGCAGUGAGGGUUAUAUUUGACUUGAGUUCACACCCACUGCCGUAGACUCACUGGUUUACUCAAACACACACACACUAUUUAUUUAUUUGUUAAAUCCUUGUAGUUGUCUGUAGAAGCUUCUUUUUAAAAAAAUUAUUUCAUUUGCCCUGACACAAAACAGACUGGGUUAUAUGGCGGCGAUGUUAAGGUCACAAUGUGGUAUAUCUCAUAGGAAGGAAAAUACUGAGAGGGGGACAGAACCCUUGGUCAAAAGUAUUGGAACAGUCGCCGUGUACUCUUUACGAGUGUGUUCCUUCACUUGCGGCUAUGGCUAUUUUUCUUUUUUCUUUAUUGAAAGAGCCUUUGCACUCGGAAAUGUCUGGACUUCAUCACUUGUCCAAAGCAUCCAAAACGUGAUGUUUCAUGUUUACAUUGAAAGCGUAAAAACUGUUUUUAUUUUACCUUUUACGUUUGAUACGGAUAAGGAAAUCCGCUUCUGCUUUUCUACAUCGUGGAAAAAGUGUAUUAUUUCUUCUUGUGCCUGUACAGAGUGUACACACUUUUCCGUGCCAUACAGACGUGCCUCCUGACAGCCAGUGUGUAUUUAAGCCCUCGUGAUCUACAAUAAGUGUCCACACUCCUCUCAGUGCUCUGGCUUUACUGUAUACACACACACACAUGACAUGGUCCGUGAUGUGAUCCAGUCUGGUGAUCGAGUCCACGGCGAGAAGGCCUAAUCCUUAUUCAGGAUCCAGGAAUGAAGCACAAGAAGAAAACCCACAGCAUGCCCGACGAGUGUGUUUAUCCGAAUGCGAAAGGAACUUAUUAACAAUUAUGUUAAAAAAGAAUGAAAAAAUGAGUUGAAACUUUCUGUACUUGUCAUUUAUUCUGUACAAAGCGCUACAGGACAAUUAAACGCUCUCACAAGG